AUGGCAGAAGAGGCGACCAGACCUAGAAGCGGACUUCAACCCGAAGUGGCACAGCGGCACGAGCGUCGGCACGCCGGAUCCAAGGAGUCCUUACAGUUUGGCGCCCGCCCAGCGCAUACCGCACCCCGAGCAGCGCCCACAGAGCGGCCCAGCAGCGCCCAACAAGCGCCCAGUGAGCGGCGUCAGUGCACCACCAGCGGCACCCACCCAGCGCUCCCACCAGGAGCACGCACAGCGCGGCCACCGCGCCCUCAGCAGCGUCACCCGCGCCGCCAGCCGCGUUAUCAGCAGCGCAGACCCAGCAGCGUCCCGCGCCGUGCAGUGCCACCCACGUGGCCAUCAGGUGCCCACAGAGCGCCACCAGCAGCGCCAACAACAGCGCCGGACACGUGGUCACCAGCCACACAACGAGCGUCACCAGGAGCGCGCAACGAGCGGGCCCGCGCCCUUAGCAGCGUUCAGCGCCCAUCGGGCGGCGUCAUUUGCACCACCAGCAGCACCCACCGAGUGCCUACCGAGUGCCCACCGAGCGCCACCAGCAGCGCCCACAGCAGCGCCCAUCAGCAGCGCCCAGCCGCGCCCUCAGCAGCGCCAACCGCACCAACCGCGCCGGAUACGUGGUCACUAGCCACGCUACGAGCGCCACCAGGACCGCGCAACGAGCGGCCACCGCGCCCUCAGCAACGUCCAUCGCGCCGCCAGCAGCGCCGUCCACGGGGCAACGGGAGCGCCAGCCGCAACCACAUCGGUCCGCCACUGCCGCACGUCAGCAGUACCUGCCGUGCGCCCCUGGUAGCGCCCAGCGCCCAGUCACGUCACUAG
This is a messenger RNA of Drosophila subpulchrella, 822 nucleotides long. Its product is annotated as vegetative cell wall protein gp1-like. The transcript has 2 exons. The record is from RefSeq and is a predicted model, not a curated record. NCBI's taxonomy places the organism in Eukaryota, Metazoa, Arthropoda, Insecta, Diptera, Drosophilidae. The coding region runs from base 1 to 822 and encodes 273 amino acids.